AUGCGCACCGCCACAAUUCUUUCAUCAGCGCUCCUCGCAGCAACAGCACUGGCACAGACUCCUGCAGGGAGCUGGCCAGCAACGCAAGUCAAUCUAAGCGCCUCGUUCGGAAACGAGACCGUCACUCCCGGUCUAUGGAUCAAUCCCGACGAUGUGACCUCGUCUCCAUCUAUCUACCCCGGCAACGUCAAGCAUGCCUACCCCGGAACCUACAUGAUCCUGAUGCUUGACCUCAACAUCCCCGACUCCGACGUCACCACAGCAGCCAAGUACUCCACCCUUGUCCCUGGACUGACAACCAAUACCACCACUCGUCUGCACUGGUGGGGCGGAAACUACACCUUGGAAGGUCGAACCUUCGUCAACGCAAGCGAUGCCCUGGCACCGUAUACCGCCCCGCGACCCAGGGACAGCACUGAGCAUACGUAUACAAUCUAUCUCUUCAACCAGCCAAAGGGCUAUGUUCCGCCUGCUGCGGCUGUUGAGGGCUUGUACUAUGAUCAAACCACGAAUGCACGAUUCAAUUUCAGUUUGGCUCCUGUUGUGGCGGCGGUGGGUCGGCCGGUGGCAGCGACGUACUUUGUUAGUUCGGCGACUGCUUAG
Molecule: messenger RNA, 603 nt
Organism: Aspergillus uvarum CBS 121591
Lineage: Eukaryota; Fungi; Ascomycota; Eurotiomycetes; Eurotiales; Aspergillaceae
Product: YbhB/YbcL family Raf kinase inhibitor-like protein
Exons: 2
Coding region: 1-603 (200 amino acids)
Source: RefSeq, a predicted model, not a curated record